Cladophialophora carrionii CBS 160.54 is the source of this 630-nucleotide messenger RNA. RefSeq lists its product as uncharacterized. NCBI's taxonomy places the organism in Eukaryota, Fungi, Ascomycota, Eurotiomycetes, Chaetothyriales, Herpotrichiellaceae. The record is from RefSeq and is a predicted model, not a curated record. Bases 1 to 630 code for a protein of 209 amino acids. The transcript has a single exon.
AUGGCCUCCACAGCUGCAAGACCAACGAUAGGCGCAGUACCUCCGAUGAUAACCGCUCGGAGAGAACCUUCACUGAACAUCCUGGAGCCCCCUUCGCCAAAGUACCUCAGAGGCAAGACGUCCACUCAGCAUAGUUCACGGGAGGUGCUAUUUCAACCCCAACUGGGCGUCGGUUCCUUUAGUUUCGGUGGGAUCGGUCCCCGCUUCACCAACGACAGAGACAUCGAACGCUGCUGGCGGUUCCAGAGCCACAGGGUCAACAACGAAAUGGGCGUCUACACGACCGCCCAGUGGACAUGGAAGGCCGUCGCCGAGAACCCAGACAUUGAGGACGUCGGUGCGCUCUUCGCAGGCGUCAUCAUCCAGCACCCGGGCCAACCGUUUUACCUCAGCUGCAAGGUCACCGGCAAGUUGGUCCAGCUGGGGAAGAAAUUUCGCUAUGGCAAUGAUGACGACCGGCCGUACCAUACGCUCGUGCAUCCGAAACCAUCGCAGCAAGAUCUCGAGGUCGAAGCCGAGCGAUUAGAGGAGGACAUUGUCGACCUGAUCGCACAGGCGGCUGCCAGAGUUCUCAUCCCCGAGGGCGACGACCAGCAAAAUCCGGCGCCGAGUCUUCCGCCAGGGAUAUGA